UUUGGCUACGUUUCUUAUUGAAGCCGGCGUUGUCAUUCAACAUCAUCGUGUGAAUGUGUGUGUGUGUUAUUCAGUAGAAAAUUCUGAUGGAAAUCUUGAUAAAAAACUGAGAAAAAUUAACGUUAAUUUGACCAUCGUCAUUAUUUUUUGUGUGUAAAUAAGUUUAGUGGCCAUUUUUUCUCAUAAUCAUUAUCAUUUUACUAUUAAAAAAAAGUGUCUGUAUAUUAUAUAUUAUUACAGAUCCAACAAGUUGUAAAAAUCGAAGUACAAAAAAAAAAUACAAUGCCUGGUCCGGUAUCAUUACAGAAAUUAAUCGAAACAACACCAUUUUUCUUGAUAAUUCAAGCAUUAGCCAUUGCCAUUGUAACAUGGUAUUGGUUUUGGUAUCGUUCAAAUUCAAAACGUCAUCGUCAUCAGGAUCGUCAAUUGACAGCUGAGGAACUCGAAAAAAUACAAUCAUGGCAACCAGAACCAUUAGUACCGGAUUAUGAUCAUAAUCAUUUUGCCUUAAAUCCAAGAAUCAUAUCUUCAAUGUAUGGAAAAUAUUUGAUUGUUGAUGGUAAAAAAUGUUUGAAUCUGGCUACACAUAAUUAUCUUGGUUUGGCCGAAGAUCGUGAUUGUAUUGAUGAGGCUGUGAAAGCUGUAAAAAAAUAUGGUGUUGGCAGUUGUGGUCCACGUGGAUUUUUCGGCACUGUUGAUAUUCAUCUAAAAUUGGAACAAGAAAUUGCUCGUUUCAUGCAAACCGAAGAAGCAAUACUUUAUUCAUAUGGUUAUGCUGCCAUUUCAAGUGCCAUUCCAGCCUAUUCAAAAUCGAAUGAUGUCAUUUUUGCCGAUGAGGCUGUCAGUUUUGCUGUUCAACAAGGUCUCAUUGCAUCUCGAUCUCGAAUUGAAUUUUUCAAACAUAAUGAUAUGGAUGAUUUAGAACGAUUAUUGGAUGAACAAUUAAAAUGGGAUUUAAAAAAUCCUAAAGAAGCAAAAAGAAUCUCACGUUUUAUGGUCGUUGAAGGUUUAUACAUUAAUGCUGGUGAUAUUUGUCCAUUGGCUAAAAUCAUUGAAUUAAAACGCAAACAUAAAGUUCGUUUAUUCAUCGAUGAUACCUGUGCAUUUGGUGUACUUGGCAAAAAUGGUCGUGGUAUUGUUGAACACAGUGGUUGCAGUUUAGAUGAUGUGGACAUGAUUGCCGCUAGUCUUGAAUAUGCAUGUGCUUCAUAUGGGGGUUUUUGUACUGGUACUAUAUUUGUUAUCGAUCAUCAACGUCUUUCUGGUUUAGGUUAUUGUUUCAGUGCAUCAUUACCACCAUUGCAAGCAGCAUAUGCUUUAAAAGCUAUUGAAAAGAUACAAAAAUCACCUGAAACAUUGGUUCAAUUACGUGAUAAUUGUAAACGAAUGGAUGAAUUAUUACGUUCAUAUCGAUCAUUGAUCACUGUUGGUGGAUUGGAUAUCUCGCCUAUCAAACAUCUUCGUUAUACACGAACUAUUGAUGAAUGGCUUGACGAUGAACGAUGUCCUGAUUAUAUGGAACAGAUCGAUAAUUUAAUGGCAAAUAAUAGCCAAAAUAGUAUUUCCACUCAUUAUCGAUUGGAUACUAUGCGAUUGGAAAAAAUUGUCGAUUAUGCAUACAAUCGUGGUUAUGGUUUGACCGUUGCUCGUUAUCUUGAACGUGCUGAACAUAAACUUCCAAAUCCAAGUAUACGUUUGAUUAUUAAUUCAUUAUUAACUAGCCAAGAAUUGGAAAAAAUAGCCACUAUAUUGGUCGAGAUAUUCGAUGACAUUGAGAAGGAAUUUUUUAAUGGAAAAUUUUUCCACAAAUCAAAUGAACGUUCCAAUAUUGAAUGAAUCGUGCCAUUUGGACCACUAAAUCCGAUAACAAACAAGUAAACAAACAAACAAAACCAUACUUACUUAGUCCAAUUUCAUAUCUCAAAUUUAAAUUUAAAUUUAAUCAUCAAGUAUUAUUAUUAUCAUGAACAUUUUUUGGCUUAAUUUUUGUUUUCAACUAACAAUCUGUAAAAUGAAUAAAUCUAUUACAAUAUUUCAUGCUUACAUAUUGAUUGAUAUUAUCAUCAAUUAUCGCUGCCUUGUCACACAAAUCUUGAUAUCACUAUGCUAUGCUAUGUGUAAUGUAUAUGUGGAUAAAGAGGAAAAAUUUUUGUUAAAAAAAACUUGAAAAGAAAAAUAAAAUUUAUUAUUGAUUGA
Dermatophagoides farinae (American house dust mite) is the source of this 2196-nucleotide messenger RNA. RefSeq names its product serine palmitoyltransferase subunit I (gene Spt-I). Gene Ontology annotation, molecular function: pyridoxal phosphate binding; serine C-palmitoyltransferase activity. Gene Ontology annotation, cellular component: endoplasmic reticulum. The record is from RefSeq and is a predicted model, not a curated record. NCBI's taxonomy places the organism in Eukaryota, Metazoa, Arthropoda, Arachnida, Sarcoptiformes, Pyroglyphidae. Gene Ontology annotation, biological process: ceramide biosynthetic process; sphingosine biosynthetic process.